Maniola jurtina (meadow brown) is the source of this 1780-nucleotide messenger RNA. RefSeq names its product acid phosphatase type 7. The coding region runs from base 229 to 1533 and encodes 434 amino acids. The record is from RefSeq and is a predicted model, not a curated record. NCBI's taxonomy places the organism in Eukaryota, Metazoa, Arthropoda, Insecta, Lepidoptera, Nymphalidae. Gene Ontology annotation, molecular function: acid phosphatase activity; metal ion binding. The transcript has 10 exons.
AUCUUAAAUGUCAUUGUCAUCCAAAUGAACUAUUGUCGAAUGUCGAUUUCUUAUUUCUUUGUCCCUAUAAUAAUUCAAUCAAUAAGACAAUUCAAGCAAGACAAAGGCGUUAUUAAUUUUUCGUAUGAUAUACCAGUGAACAAGUCUAUUAGCUAAUUAAGUAUUAACUAUACAAUUUUCCAAUAAUUGAGACAAUUUUUCUUUGUUUAGCUCUGUGUUUUCUUCAGGAUGAAAUUAUUGAUAUUUGUUUUGAUAAUAAAAAUAAUAGCCGCAAGUAAACCUGAAGUCGGCCCUGGGUAUGAUUGCGACUACUGCCAGCCGGAACAAGUACAUAUAUCCUUCGGAUCAAACACCAAUGACAUAGUAGUGACAUGGACUACAUACAACGACACACAAGAGUCACGAGUCCAGUAUGGAGAGAAGGGCAUGGACAAGGAAGCGUUGGGGUUCAGCACGCUGUUCACAGACGGUGGUAAACUGAAAAGGAAGAUGUGGAUCCAUCGCACUCUGCUGCCUGAUUUGAAGUUUGACACUAGAUAUGUGUAUCACGUGGGUUCAGUGUACGGAUGGUCGGAGGAGUUUACCUUCAAGACUCCUCCAAGCGGCGAGGAUUGGACGGUUCGAGCUGCCAUCUAUGGGGAUAUGGGUAACAAAAAUGCACACUCUCUGUCGUACCUGCAAGACGAGGUCCAGCGCGAGCACUUCGACGUGAUCCUGCACGUGGGCGACUUCGCCUACGACAUGGACACCGACGACGCUCUAGUGGGCGACGAGUUCAUGCGCCAGAUACAGCCGCUCGCCGCCUACCUGCCCUACAUGACCUGCCCCGGCAACCACGAGUCCAAGUACAACUUCAGUAACUACCGCAACCGGUUCUCGAUGCCGGGCCCUCACGAGAGCCUGUACUACUCGUUCGACCUGGGCCCUGUGCACUUCAUCUCUAUAUCCACGGAGGUGUACUACUUCCUGCAGUACGGACUCAAGAUGCUUGUCAACCAGUACGAGUGGCUCCGACGGGACCUGGACAUAGCCACGAGUCCUGUCAACAGGGCCGCCCGCCCCUGGCUGGUAGUGAUGGGGCACAGGCCGAUGUACUGCAGCGAUGCGCGCCCCGACUGCGUCGUCCACGCGCUGCCCAACCGGGCUGGCCUCCCGCUGCUCGGCUUCGGCCUGGAGCCCCUGCUGAAGGAAUACGGCGUGGACUUAGUGAUCUGGGCGCAUGAGCACAGCUACGAGCGCACGUGGCCGCUGUACGACGGAAAAGUGUACAAAGGCGUGCAGGAACCCUACCUUAACCCCAGAGCGCCGGUGCACAUAGUGACCGGUUCAGCUGGUUGCCAAGAAGACACUGACAAAUUCCAGCCGAACCCCCCGGCGUGGUCCGCGUUCCGCUCGAGCGACUAUGGCUACACGCGCUUCGUGGCUCACAACCGCACGCAUCUCUACAUCGAACAGGUUGACGUGGACUUGAAAGGACAAGUGAUAGACUCGGUGUGGAUCGUGAAGGACAAACAUGUACCUUACGAACUUUAACCUUAUAGGAUGCCAUACUCCAAAAAUCCGAUGUGAUAUCGUUUUGUAUACUUAAUACGAAUAGUAUAGUAGUACUAAUAAGUGUAUUUAUAAUUUUUAAUUGCAAAAGAAUUUUCAGAAAUCAAUUAUAGUUUUAUUGUUAAUCUGUGCUAUUAUGUAAUUAAAUACCAAAGAUCAUUUACGUAAAGUGAAAUACAUACCUAGAUAUUUCUUUAAUUUUUUUUUGUCAAUAAAAUUGGUUUUUAUU